CUCCCUGAACGCAGCAGUCUGGCAAUAGAAACAGAAAGUAUUCAGAGUCACAAUAACUUCAUUCCAAACAAAUUCAAUUCCCUGAUUUCCUGGAGAGGCUUGCAGCUGUGAGUCUUUUACGUGAAGGUGAAACUUCAGAGGGAAACAUGAGCCAGCGUCAAGUCACUUCUCCAGCUCAUGUCAGUUACCAUGGGUUGCGUAAUCAGGGAGCAACAUGUUACCUGAACAGUGUGCUGCAAGCGCUGUUCAUGACCAAAGACUUCAAAGAAGCUGUCAGAACAAGUGAAAACCGUGAAGAUCGUAUCGAUCCGCAGCUCAAAGAUUUGUUUGACGGCUUAGAGAAAGUUGAAACGUCCACAUCCAGUCUGAUAAGAGAGCUGGGCAUCGACAGAGUGUGUGAACAGCGCGAUGCUGCAGAGUACUUUGAGAAGAUUUUACUGCGGACCAGUGAUGAGGCUUCACAGAUCUUCCAUGGAGGAUUGGACAAAAGGACCAGCUGUUCCACAUGUCAGCAGGAAACCAACAGCGACGCACCGUUCUGGUAUCUUCCUCUUCGAAUUGGGAAAGGAGACUGCAGUGUGGAGGACGGCAUCGAAGAGUUUUUCAAGGCUACAGAACUUCGAGGAGAUAACCAGAUGUACUGUGAAGGCUGCGAUGCCAAAUCUGACGCUACGAUUGGUUAUGUGAUGAAUCGUCCUCCAGAUGUUUUGGUUCUGCUGCUGAAGAGGUUCAACUUCAGUUAUCAUUACAUGGCGUACACGAAAAAUAACCAACCUGUGAGCAUUCCCGACUUCCUAGACAAGAACAUUACGCCUCUAAAGGGUUCAACAUAUGAGCUGUAUGCAGUGGUGGAUCAUUUUGGUGAUCUGAGAAGUGGACACUACAACACAAAAAUCAGGGUUGAAGACGACGGCGAACACAGAUGGUUUAACUUUGAUGAUACCAGCGUCACAGUGCUUGGUGAGAAUCCAUUCCAGGGGAACACUGUGAAAUCCCAGAAUGCUUAUCUUCUGUUUUACCGAAAGCAAACAGAGACCCAGACUCCUGAGAUCACCAGUGGAAGUUCGCCUCCAGAUCAAGCCGACGGCGGCGGCCGGUGUGAGGGUGCUGAUGGGAGCGGGGAGACGGAAGAGGAUGCAGUAGAAGUGAGGAGAGAUCUGGAUGGAAAACAAGGAGAUGAGCUGAAGGCAACGCAGCAGAGUGAGGACAAGGAGGGAAAGGUGGACGGUGAUGAGUUUAAGGAAAACAGAGAGGACGAGGCAGGUGGAGAGAGAGAACCGGAGAGCGAUCGUGAAGUGAGCGGCAGACGUUCAUCGAGCGACUCGCUUCAGAAACAAGAAGAGAGGAGUGAACCACGGAAGAGAAGAAUGGAUGCAGACAAGGACGAGGACGAGCCGGCUGAGGCCAAGAAGGGCAAAUCUGUGACCGAUCGCAGCGACGGCAGCGCAGAGCAGCCGAGUGAUGAAGGUUCAGGGAAAGAUUUCACACCUAAACCUGUGAGCGAAGAGGAAGAUGAGAACAGGGGAAAUACAGCAGCAGACACAGAUGGAAAGAUCAGUGCAGGUAAAGUAACAUCAGGGGAAAUCUCAACAGAUGAUCAGAGAAGUAAAGAGGACAUGCAGAAGGAACAGAGCCACGGUGACCUCAGUGUCCAGUCAAUCCAGCAGGAGCAGGAAGCCGGUCUGUCAGCUGCAACGCAAGAAGAUGAAGGAAUCGAGGCAGACGUGAAAGAAAAUGAUUUGGAGGAGAAGUCAUCAGAAAGUGGGGGGAGUCAAACAGAGAGGCAGGUGAGUGAGGAGACGAGGCGGGGGAGUCCCGACCCACAAACAGGAAGUCCGUAUUUAAUUGGGUUAUUAAUUGAGGAGAUAUACGGCCGUGAUACCGGAAAAAUCAUUAAAGCUGUUGUAGUCAAAGAAUUUAAAAUUCUACGAAAGAAUGUCUGUCCCGAUGUUACUAAACCAUUAAAGAUCAGUCAGUGAAACAAUCCUCCCUUCUAUUUGAUUUACAUUUCAGGAGGUGGAGCUUUGAUCUGUAAAAUACUGAAUCAAAUAAAAACUAAUAGUUUUAAGACAUGAAAAAUAUAAAAUAUUUUUAUAAAUUGAUUGUGAAAUCCCUUUGGCUGUGUCAUAAGCAGUGAUGGGUUUCAUUACUUGUCACUAUUCUGUGUCUUAAUGCCAUCAAAAAAUGUUGAUUUGUAUUUUUAUUUUUGUGUUUGAGGACAUAUACAAGAAAAAGGGAAUUCCAAUCUGCCUCUUUGUAGAGUUGUUCUUCUAAUUUUGUCAUAUUUUACUAAGGAGCUCCAUGGCAGAUCAACUCUUUCAGCAUAUUCAGACUGGAAGGAGCAGGCAAUUCAAAAUUCACUCAAAUGUUCUAACAGUAAUAUACAAACAUUACAACAUGUGCAUGUGAGGAGGACAAAGAGAAGAGUUUUAUUGGAGCAUUUCUCAUUGACGCUUCAUUCUUGAAAACACUGUUAAUAUUCCGAUAUGUGUGUUGAUGUUUUUUGUAAAAGUAUGAGUGUGACGGGUUAAUGAUGGGAUAAUAAAUGAUGCUCUGUCACUUCCAUACUGGUGCUGGUGGAACUUUCUCAGAC
This is a messenger RNA of Salarias fasciatus (jewelled blenny), 2593 nucleotides long. Its product is annotated as ubiquitin carboxyl-terminal hydrolase 17-like protein B. The transcript has 12 exons. The record is from RefSeq and is a predicted model, not a curated record. Gene Ontology annotation, cellular component: cytosol; nucleus. The coding region runs from base 147 to 1979 and encodes 610 amino acids. Gene Ontology annotation, molecular function: cysteine-type deubiquitinase activity. Gene Ontology annotation, biological process: protein deubiquitination. Lineage: Eukaryota; Metazoa; Chordata; Actinopteri; Blenniiformes; Blenniidae.